Molecule: messenger RNA, 1308 nt
Organism: Closterium sp. Naga37s-1
Lineage: Eukaryota; Viridiplantae; Streptophyta; Zygnematophyceae; Desmidiales; Closteriaceae
Source: the annotation of a GenBank genome assembly
AUGUCCCCUUUGUCCCGGAUUGUCCCCGAUUGCGCCACCCCGUGGCCUUCAAUACCCCUCCAAUCCCCCUCCCUUGCGCCCAUGCCCUCCCCCCCACCGCCGUUCAGCUACUCGCCACCCAUCUUUGUGCCGCCACAGCCACACACACACUCUCUCUACGGGCAUUGGAAACUCCUGAGAACACUGGAAGCACUGGGAGCGAUGGGAGCAGAGGGAGUGGUGGGAGUGCAAAAGCCGUUGCUGGUGCUACUCCCAGCACUGCUACUCCCGGAAGUGCUAGCAGCCGCAGCCGCAAGCACAUCACCGGUCGCCACGUGCCCCAGUGAGUGCAGCCCCAACCACUCAUCCCGCCCCCGUCCCCACAUCCCCGUCCUUUUGUCCUCUUUCUUGACGUUCUCUCCCCGAUGCGUCUCUCUCCCUCUUCUGCCUUCUCUACCUGCUCAAACCGCUCCCCUUCUUCUUCUCCCCAACUGCCCCCUUUCCCUCGCCCAUCAUCAGAAGCCCCCUGUACAGAAGGAGGUCGUGCGCACCUUCGUGCGCUCGCUCAGCAGUGACGAGGGCACUGGUGUGUGCCAGGGGGGAUGGUGGGAUGGGUGGGGAGGCUGCUGUGAGAACGGGAGUCUGAGAAGGGGAGAGGGGGGCAACGUGAAGGGGUGGUGGGACAUAUCAGAGCUGUACGACGACUGUGACGGCAACACGGUAUCUGCCGAGGUGUCCCUGGGCGGCGAGAUGCAGGUGCGCCCCAACGCCAUGCGCCUGCUGCUGGGGGAGCGCUCCAUUGUGAACCUCGUGCGCAUGGGCAUCAACCGCCGCAAGUUCCCUGCCGACGAGGACGGCGUCUACUUUGUCAUCGGCAACCGCUAUAGCAAGCAGUGGACAUCACUGAACCCCUGGGGAGACAACUUCUGCAGAGGCUUCUGUGGGUGGCACAGCUACCGCACCGUCAAGGGCAAGCGCCUCAAAUACUCCUUCGUUGGCAACCCCGCUGGCAGGUGCAUGUGGUCGUGUGGCGGCAAGACGCUGUACAAUGCAGCAGCGGGGCCGAGCGGGGUGGGCAAGGGCAUGGACUCGGUGGUGUCAACACUGGCCCACGAGCUCACAGAGUCCGCCACCGACCCGUACCUAGCCACCUGGAGCGACGCUGAUGGCUAUGAGAACGCUGACGUGUGCGACGUUGACUUCACCAGCAGUGACCUCUCCACAACGUCAGAUGGAGCGCCGUACAAUCUAGAGGGCAUAGGGGGUUCCAAGUUCCUGGUGCAGAAGAAUUACCAUCCCACCCAGCACGAGUGUGUCAACACGGUGUAG